AUGGAGGACGAUCGCGAGAAACCCUACUCUGUUCUAACGAGAGACGAAGCUAGAGAAAACAUGAAGAAACAGAUCGACGAGAUCUCCGAAAUCUUCAUGGUUUCGAAAUCCGAUGCGACCGUGCUCCUCAUGAAUCUCCAAUGGGACUCGGUUAGGGUUUCGGAGCGUUUGAGCGACGGCAAGGAGAAACUGUUGGCGGAAUCAGGUUUGACACAAGUUGUAGCCGAUUCGAUCCGAGAUCUAGCUGAUUCGUCUUGCGAUAUGUUUUAUGAGUUCGAUGAUGAUGUUGGCGAUGAUGAUGAUCUAGUCUCCACGCCCUUAUGCCUUCACAAGUUCCCCACAACAUAUUGGAGAGAGUAUCUCGAUAAGAACUUCUACUCUGUGGGUGAAAGCAAAACUGUAACCGUCUCUUGCCCUAAUCAAGAUUGCCGAGCUGCAGUUGGACCGGAGACGAUCGAGAAGCUAACGGCGCGUGAUCAAGAAGCGUACGAGGGUUACGUUCUGAGGUCUUACCUUGAGAGGACCAAGAACAAGAUCAUCAAGCAGUGUUCUGCACCGGGCUGCGACUUCCUCAUCGAGUUUAACCGGUGGAAGGAUCAUGACGAGCCUGGCUUAAACGUGGUGUGUCUCUGCGGUCACACCUUCUGCUGGAGCUGCGGGAUCGAGUCGCACAUACCUGUGACCUGCAACAACGCGUCUGAUUGGUUGGUUACAGAGAUGAAGAAGUUGAAAGAUGAAUCAAGCAGCCUAGAUUGGAUCGACAGCAACACGAAGCCUUGCCCUUUCUGCCUUGCUCCUGUGGAUUUCGGAGGCUACAAUGGCAGCCGGUUCGUGACUUGCGGCUGCGGUGGUCGGUUCUGUUGGAAGUGUUUGAGGUCAGAGGAAUCACACAGAGGAGCUCAUGUGUACUUCGGACCCUGCGUUGCACCGGAGGUACCAGUAGCCGGACUGAGAGAAGAAGUGGACAGUACGUGUCUUGAUCGAUGGGAAGCGGCUCAGGUUUCAUUGGAGGAAGCUAAGUCCAAGCUGCGAGCUUUCGAGGACUUGCACAUGAAGAAACCUGCUUGCAUCUGGACCGAGGAGUACGUAAAGACUAUGAGAGAAGGACUGAUGCUGGUUGUCCAAUCAACACAAGUCAUCAAGUGGAGCUGCGUGUACGACCAUCUCUUCACAGAGUACGAGAAGUCGAAGAGGGUGUACCUGAGAUCGCUGCAAGAUUAUGCAACCACCCUUGUCAAAGGUUUCGCUGAAACUUUGAAGGAGGAAACAUUGAAAUCCCUCUCUUCUUCUGACGACACUCCUUCUUUGAAGGAGAGUCUUUCGACUGUGGUUUUUGCGACGAGGAACAUUGGUAACUACUUCUAUCACUUUGUCAAGUCUCUGCAAGAUGGUUUGGUUGACGUGAAGGUCAAGUCAUACGACGACUUUGGUGGCUGCCGCUGGUUCUGCGAUCGCUGCACGUAUGGAAACAGUUGGUUCGUUAAGAAGUGUGAGAUGUGCGUUGAUCCUACUGCUUCUCCCGAGAAGGACGAGAUGGUGGAUUGCUUUGUUCCCGCUUCUGCGUCUCGCGUGAAGGACGAAAUGGUGGAUUGCUUUGAUGUUGCAGCUGAUGCGUCUCGCGUGAAGGACGAAAUGGUGGAUUCCUUUGAUGCUGUUACGUUUGCCGAGAAGGUGGAGAAUUUCUUUGAUGAUGAUGCCUCUUUCGAGAAGGACGAUAUGGAUGACGUUGAUGAUGUUCCUGGAUCUCCCGAGAAGAUAUAUAUUACUCAGUUUCCUUGA
This is a messenger RNA of Microthlaspi erraticum, 1779 nucleotides long. The record is from the annotation of a GenBank genome assembly. NCBI's taxonomy places the organism in Eukaryota, Viridiplantae, Streptophyta, Magnoliopsida, Brassicales, Brassicaceae.